GGGCGCGCGCGCGCGUUCUCCACGUGCGCGCCUCGCGCAGUCAAGUCGAGAGCAAGGAGGAGGAGGGGUAGUACUUAUACGCGCGCGUGGCCGGGGCAGACCGGCCAGAGGAAGGAGACGACCAUCCAACUGAAGGCCAGGAGACGCCGGCCGGGGUUCGUCGGCUCCACAUCCAUCUAAUUAAUCUGCCUACUAGCUAGUCGAUCGUCGAUCGAUCGAGACUCGAACUCGAGAGGAGGAUCGACGACUAGAGGGCUAGGCUAGUGAUCGAUAUAUGGAGGGCGGGAGGGACGACGACGGUGGUGGCGACGCCUACAGAGCGGCGGCGGCGGCGAAGGAGCGACGGCGGCGGUGGUGCGGCGAUGAUGAGGAGAGUAGUGACGGGAGCAGCGGCGGCGGCGGCGGUGGCGGCGUCGAGCUCAGCCUGCGUCUCAGGACGGGGGCGGACGACGACGGUGCCGCGAGUGCAGCUACUCCUCCUCCGGCGCCGGUGGCGCAGGCGGCGGAGGCGAGGAGGAACAUGACCAUCUUCUACAACGGCCGGGUGUGCGCCGUCGACGUCACCGAGGUCCAGGCAAGGGCGAUCAUAUCCAUGGCGAGCGAGGAGACCCUGCAGGCGGCGGACCACCGGCGGCAGCAGCUGAUGCGGGGAGACGGCGACGACUGCCGCCGCCGCCGCCUGCAGGACGGUGACGGCGACAGAAGCAGCAGCAGCACUAGCGCCGUGCCGCCGCGGUGCGCGCGCGACAGCGGCCUCGUGAGACCGGCGGCGGCGGCAGCGCCGUCGCGGCUGCUGGCUGCCGCCGGCGUCGUCGGUUCUUCUCGGCAGGGCGGCGGCGGCGUUGCCGCGCCGGUGGUCGAGAUCGACCCCGCGGCGGCCGCCGGGCUGUCCAUGAAGCGGUCGCUGCAGCUGUUCUUGCAGAAGCGCAAGGCCAGGACGGCCGCCGCUGUCGCGCCGCCCUACGCUGCCGGCGGCCGCCAGGCUCAGGCUGUCAGGCGAUGAGGCACUAACCGAACCGCCCGGCAGCCGGCCUUGCUGACGUCGUCGUCUGGUCUGAUAGCUAGCUAGAUCAAAGAGCUCUCUUUUUAAUUUUUUUUUUCUGUUGACAUGAGGGGCAGCGUGCAUCGCUCGCAGUAUAUAUAUAUAGUUUGUUUGUUUUUUUUUCCGACACUUGUCUCGUUAAGACGGAAAGAUAGUUUGUUUAUUUUCGACGAGAUUGGAAUUUGAUUGGAAUCUGCUGUUUGUUCU
Molecule: messenger RNA, 1249 nt
Organism: Sorghum bicolor (sorghum)
Lineage: Eukaryota; Viridiplantae; Streptophyta; Magnoliopsida; Poales; Poaceae
Product: protein TIFY 5
Exons: 2
Coding region: 275-1003 (242 amino acids)
Biological process (GO): regulation of defense response; regulation of jasmonic acid mediated signaling pathway; response to wounding
Cellular component (GO): nucleus
Source: RefSeq, a predicted model, not a curated record